Molecule: messenger RNA, 958 nt
Organism: Arabidopsis lyrata subsp. lyrata
Lineage: Eukaryota; Viridiplantae; Streptophyta; Magnoliopsida; Brassicales; Brassicaceae
Product: NDR1/HIN1-like protein 6
Exons: 1
Coding region: 109-816 (235 amino acids)
Source: RefSeq, a predicted model, not a curated record
UAAAAUUUGGUAACGAAUCCGUGUACAAAUAGUAGUAUUAUUCUUUAGGAAAACAAAACCCCUGAGAAACUCAAGAGCGAGAGAACCACAAAGCGUAACAAAGAGAGUAUGAAUGGUUUUUCAAUCAAAUCCGAUGAUAAAAAGGAGGAGAAGCCAGCAACAGCCAUGUUAGCACCCGCACCCAAACCAAACGCUUCUUCCAUGGAAACGCAAUCUGCAAACGGCGGAAGCGGUAAAAAAGUGCGACGGAAACGCAACUGCAAAAUCUGUAUCUGUUUCACUAUCCUCUUGCUUCUCCUCAUCUUUGUAGUUAUCCUCAUCUUAGCUUUCACUCUCUUCAAACCAAAACGCCCAGUCACAACCAUUGAUUCCGUAACCGUUGAUCGUCUCCGAGCUUCCGUCAAUCCUCUCCUUCUCAAAGUCAUCCUAAACCUAACGCUCAACGUCGAUCUCUCUCUGAAAAACCCUAACCGCGUCGGGUUUAGCUACGAUUCGUCUUCGGCGUUGUUGAAUUACAGAGGCCAAUUGAUCGGUGAAGCUCCUCUUCCGGCGAACCGAAUCGCGGCGCGGCAAACGGAGCCGAUGAAUUUAACGUUGACGCUAAUGGCGGAUCGGUUACUCUCUGAAUCGCAGCUUUUAUCUGACGUCAUGGCUGGCGUCAUUCCGCUUAACACUUUUGUUAAGGUCUCUGGUAAAGUAACUGUUCUUAAAGUCUUUAAGAUUAAAGUCCAAUCGUCUUCUUCGUGUGAUCUAACCAUCUCUGUUUCGGAUCGUAAUGUUACGAGUCAACACUGUAAGUAUUCGACUAAGUUAUAAGCAGAUCGCGAAUCGCAUAAGUUAUAGAUUCUAGUACAACACUUUGUCUUCUUGUUUUGUUUUUGGUAUUUUAAUUGGUUUGUAUUUAUCUCUACGUAUGUUUAAAUUAAAUCAAUAGAGAUUUGCUUUUGAUUUUUUUUCA